Ipomoea triloba (trilobed morning glory) is the source of this 1016-nucleotide messenger RNA. Its product is annotated as zinc finger protein 4-like. Lineage: Eukaryota; Viridiplantae; Streptophyta; Magnoliopsida; Solanales; Convolvulaceae. Gene Ontology annotation, biological process: negative regulation of abscisic acid-activated signaling pathway. The record is from RefSeq and is a predicted model, not a curated record. Bases 278 to 814 code for a protein of 178 amino acids. The transcript has 2 exons.
CGUCUCAGCGUUUGCUGUUCUAUAAAUAAACAUUUACCACUUUGCGCUGAACCAAAGGUUACUAUAUAUUAACCCAAACAUACUCAGAUUAUCAACUCCAGAGUACAAUUCCCAGCUGGAUCCAAAACCCCUGUGAACUUUUCAACUUUGAAAUGGGGCUUUUACUAUACAUGCCCAUUUUUGAGUGCUACUCUCAGGGAGCUGUCAGUGAUCCAGUAGUGAGGCAAAUAUAUUGAUCGAUCGUGUCGGCUUCCUGCAACUGUCAAAGAACAGCCUAAUGGACAGUUAUCAGUUGUGUUCAGAGCCUGUUGUUUCACUUGACCUAUCUCUCUGCAGCUUUAAUUCUGCAGGCUGUGAUGAAUUACGGGCAGGCCAAGACUCGAAACGCCUAUCAACCGAAACCAGCAAUAAUGAAGUUUCAACCCAGAUGACAACAACAAGAUCAUCAGUCUUUACAAGAGCUUUCAAAUGCAAUUUCUGCCACCGAAAAUUCUGCAGCUCACAGGCUCUUGGGGGUCACCAGAACGCUCAUAAAAGGGAGCGAAUACUAGCCAAACGGACGAUGCAAAUGGCUGUUUUAUCAGAGAAAUUUCCCAACAUGGUUUAUCUGCCUCUGCGUGGCUCUACACCCAGAUCGCUGCAAAUCAAAGCAAUGAUGAAGCCACUAGAAUUGAAAACCAGCCCAGAAUUUGUGCCUGCUUUACUUAGCCGCUCAAGUUAUGCUUUCACGGGAAAUUCAAGCACAGGCUAUGCACAAACGACAACAUUUCUGCACCAGGGUGAGUCUGGACCAGAUCUUACAUUGAGGCUUUAAGAAGCUAAGAACUGAAGUUAUCAGAGUUUCGAUUUUGUUAGAUAAUAAACAGGUUGUAAUUUGAACAGAUAGUUUUUUUUUACAAUAAUGAUGUUUUGUUUUUUAGUAUUGAGUUGGAAUAUUGUCCGAAUUGGGUCAAGCCCAAACUAGCAAACUGUCAUCUUGUCAAAAUCCAGUUAGAUUCUAUUUUCUACCAUGAGCC